This is a messenger RNA of Guillardia theta CCMP2712, 2565 nucleotides long. RefSeq lists its product as hypothetical. The record is from RefSeq and is a predicted model, not a curated record. The transcript has 12 exons. Bases 1 to 2565 code for a protein of 854 amino acids. Lineage: Eukaryota; Cryptophyceae; Pyrenomonadales; Geminigeraceae.
AUGUAUCCAGUCCCUAUCGACUUGACGGACGAGUCUGAUACAAUACUUCUGCCCGUCGACGAACCCCCGCACGCACCACAACCCUCACUGGGAUCGAAUCGAGCGGAUAUAUCAAUCAGAGAGGAGGUGACACCACAAAGACUCUCACAGACAGCAUACACACCAACCAACGCCACAGCUCGUGUUUCUCCGCAAGAUUCUUCACAAUCGUCCAAGCAUACGGACUUCCCGACUCCUUCCUACUCCAGUGCUUCAGGCGCUCAUGCUGUCUCUGCUGCCUUAGCCAGUCCAACCAAACAAGCUCCUACGACCGGCAGCACAACAGCGACAGCUCCCCAUCCUCCAGCCGCUGCUCAAUCACAAACCGGCGGGCCCACGAUCUCACACCCAGUGACUGCGAUACCAGCAGGAUCAAGCCAAGUUGAGCACAAGAUCCCCUCGUCGUCUGUCCCUGCACAAGUCAAGAAAGAGCCCACAAACGCGAAUGCGAACUCCCCUGUCCUCUCAGCUCCCGCUCAGUACAUUUCGCAUGGUAUGGCCCAAACUCCAUCGCCGUAUGGCUCAUCGGACAGGAGCGCGAUCUUUCAUGCCCCUCCCCGUCAAGUUGUAUCAAACACUGCCAUGCAACAAGUGGCCCCGCGAGCAUCGAAUCCUCCUAUCUACAAUCUUCCAAUGCCAUAUCAGUAUUCCUUUCCUGGCUCUGCUCAUACGAACAACUACGUGUUCCCAACCAUGCAAUCAGCGAGCACACCACCAGCUGUCAAGUCAGAGCAGGCAAAGGUGGUGGAUAUGCCCAUUGCCCAUCCUGUGAAUUGGAUGAAAGAGAAACAACUGUGGUUUUCCAGUGACAUGAAACCCGCCCAGCUCUUGCAAAACAAGCUCACGAUUCUUAAACAUCAGCAACAGAUGUUGUCGAGACAGUUUGGUGCGUUGAAGGCCAACAUUCAAAAGUUCAGAGAGCAGGUGGGACGAUGCCCGCUGAGCGGGAGGAGUGACGGGUUUCAAACCGAGAUGGAUAAAGUACUGGGACAGAAAGAUGACAAGCGCAAGAAUGAUCUCAUCAGUCUCUUCAACCUCAUGAACGAUGACAUGAAAGGUUUCAUUUCCUUGAUGUCUUCAGCCGAGAACCUGCAGGACAGACUCUGUGUGAUGUCCAUCUUAGAUGCUGACCUUGACUGCUUGUCAAACAUGAACAAGGACAAGAAGUGGCUGAGUGUGUUCAUCGACAACGACGGGCUAGUCCCCCUUGCCAAGUGGGUGGAAGGAGACGUCGACGACAAUCUCUUGACUAAGAUCCUGGACGUGAUGCUGCAAGUCAGCAUGGAGGGAAAAUCAGCCGCUCUCCUGUCACGAUCCAAGUUCUUUGUCAACCUGAACAUCCCCAAGGACAAGCCUGAGCUGCGAUCAAAGAAAAACGUGCUGAAGCACAAGUGGAAAGGAGAGCUGCCGGAUCUGUCCAACGCCAAGAAGGAGGAUGCGCCCGAGGUGAAGAAGAAGGAGAAGGAGAGACCCAAGGAAGUCAAGACUGAAGUGAAGGGAUCGAGCGUUAAGGCUGAGAAGCCGUUGUCGCCCAAGACGACGAGCGCGUCGCAAUCGAAGAACAAGGACGAGGACCUGUUCAAGGGGAUGUUCGGCAGCAAGAACAAGAAGGCUGCGCCCAGUGUGCCUGCCCCGAGCACGAUGCGAAUGACGAUGUCUGAGAGGACUGCCGUCAUGGACGACGAGAUGGUGAUAUCGGACUCUCGAGGUCAGAGCUCGAGCUUGAUUGACAAGCUUCGGAGCAAGGACGGCGACCCUGCUGUGCAGAAGGAGGAGGACAAGGACAAGGAUGGACAACCCCGCAAGAGGCCCAACGAUCCCCUUCCCCUUCCUCUUCCUGUGCUGGAAAGCUCGAAGAGUACGGGGGAGGAAGAGCCGCAGAAGAAGAAGAGAAGAAUCUCCUGGGCACCCGACGACAAACUCUGCGAAGUGCAGAUAGGGGAGAGUCCGACGGACUUUGUGGUCAUUCCCGCAGUACGCGAGGGGGAGAAGAAGGUUCCGCCGAGAGUUUAUGACUCGCUCGACAAGAUUCCUGAUGACCCGACGGAUCUUGACCCUUCCAUGCUCCUCAAAGUUGUUGGGCCUGCGCACGAGCCUCCUGCUAUCCCCUGGCAGCAGUUUCUUCUUCCUGAGCCCGAAGCUCCUCCUGCUCCAUCCGAUCCUGUAGCUCACAAUGGAGGAGGGAUGCUUUCAGCGAUGCCUCCAGCCCAGGGAUACCAGAGCAACCAUGACAUAUUCCACGAAGUCAACGCCCUCCUCCACCAAGUUGAGGGCCCGUCGGGCACCUGGUCGGAGACGAACCGAAUGCCUGCCCAACCCAUGGCCUACCCGCCCAUGGGACAGGAGCAAAUGUACAACAUGCACGGGGGUCAGAUGGGAUGGAGGGGGUCAGGAGACCCGCAUGGACCCCACUCGUAUCCUCAUGACAGGAUGACCCAAGGACAGUGGAAUUCCAACGGGAAAAGGAAGGGAAAGGGAAAAGAGGUGGAGAAUGAGGAGAGGAGGAGGAAGAAGAUUGGGGGAUAG